Messenger RNA from Eucalyptus grandis, 2123 nucleotides. RefSeq names its product xylulose kinase 2. Bases 271 to 1947 code for a protein of 558 amino acids. The record is from RefSeq and is a predicted model, not a curated record. Gene Ontology annotation, biological process: xylulose metabolic process; D-xylose metabolic process. NCBI's taxonomy places the organism in Eukaryota, Viridiplantae, Streptophyta, Magnoliopsida, Myrtales, Myrtaceae. Gene Ontology annotation, molecular function: D-xylulokinase activity. The transcript is spliced from 11 exons. Gene Ontology annotation, cellular component: cytosol.
GGUAAAUCCUCUGAACUGUCGUUUAAAUUUAGGAAAUCUCCGACUAAAUCUCCAGAAUUCAAGUUCGGGUUCAAACCAAAUCUCGUCAUUGGCCUUAUCCACUAUCCAUUACUGUCCCAUGAUUCCUAUGUAUAAAUCCUCGUGUCUCGUCCGGAGAUCGAUACGACCGCCACUCUCGACAGUCCGAGCAAUUUUGACCUCCCUCUCUCUCCCUCUCUCUGUGCGUAGCAGAAGAAGUUGAGGCGUCUGUUUAUACCGUUCGUCUUCGCAAUGGCGGACUACGAUCUCCCUCGCGACGCUCUCUUCCUCGGGUUCGACAGUUCCACUCAGUCCUUGAAGGCGACCGUGCUGGAUUCAAAUCUGAACAUUGUUGCUACUGAGCUAAUCCACUUUGACUCUGAGUUGCCCCACUACAAAACCAAAGAUGGGGUCUUCAGAGAUCCCUCGGAUGAUGGGCGGAUCGUCUCGCCCACCAUUAUGUGGGUGGAAGCUCUUGAUCUCAUGCUCCAGAAGCUCGCAAAAUCCGGUCUUGAUUUUGGGAAGAUCGCUGCCGUCUCCGGUAGCGGCCAGCAACACGGGAGCGUGUAUUGGAAGAGUGGCAGUUCCGUGAUUCUCUCGUCGCUGGAUGCAACCAAGCCAUUGGUGGAUCAAUUUGGGGAUGCCUUCUCGGUCAAGGAAUCGCCGAUUUGGAUGGAUAGUAGCACGACUGCACAAUGUAGAGAGAUAGAGAAAGCUGUUGGAGGGGCUUUGGAGUUGGCUCGAAUUACUGGAUCGCGUGCACAUGAGAGAUAUACCGGGCCACAGAUAAGGAAGAUUUUCGAGACACAGCCCGAAGUUUAUCGGGAUACAGAGAGGAUAUCCCUUGUGAGCUCCUUCAUGGCAUGUCUUCUUAUUGGGGCGUAUGCUAGUAUAGAUGAGACAGAUGGUGCUGGGAUGAACUUGAUGGAUAUCAAGCAAAGAGCCUGGUCCAAAGUGGCCUUGGAGGCCACGGCACCUGGUUUGGAGGAUAAACUGGGAAAGCUAGCACCUGCGUAUGCUGUUGCGGGUCAUAUUGCUCCUUACUUUGUGCAGAGGUUCAACUUCCACGAAAAUUGCUUGGUAAUUCAGUGGUCAGGAGACAAUCCUAACAGCUUAGCAGGUUUGACACUCAACAAGCCAGGGGAUUUGGCAAUUAGUCUUGGCACCAGUGACACUGUUUUCGGGAUCAGUUCUGAUCCUCAACCGAGGCUUGAAGGGCAUGUCUUCCCUAAUCCUGUGGACAAAGAAAGCUACAUGGUAAUGUUAGUUUACAAGAAUGGCUCUCUAACUCGUGAAGAUAUCAGGAACAGAUAUGCGGGGAAGUCUUGGGAUGCUUUCAAUAAAUUUCUGGAGCAAACGCCGCCUCUAAAUGGUGGAAAGAUCGGUUUCUACUACAAAGAUCAUGAAAUACUUCCUCCUCUCCCAGUUGGUUUCCAUCGGUACAUUCUUGACAAUUUCACUGGCGACACUUUGGAGGGCCUGACAGAGCGUGAAGUGCCGGAAUUUGAUUCUCCUGCUGAGGUCCGAGCAUUAAUUGAGGGCCAGCUUCUCUCAAUGCGAGCUCAUGCAGAAAGAUUCGGGAUGCCAGCUCCACCAAAUCGUUUAAUAGCCACAGGUGGAGCAUCAGCAAACGAAAGGAUCCUUAGCUCUGUAGCCUCCAUCUUUGGCUGUGAUGUUUUUACUGUACAGAGACCUGAUUCGGCUUCUCUGGGAGCUGCACUCCGGGCAGCGCACGGCUGGCUGUGUAACAAGAAGGGCAGUUUCGUGCCGAUAUCAGGCAUGUAUAUGGACAAAUUGGAGAAGACAUCUCUCAACUGCAGGCUCGCUGUUUCUGCUGGCAAUUCAGAACUAGUUUCAAAGUACACAAUCUUGAUGAAAAAGAGAAUGGAAAUCGAGAACGGACUAGUUCAAAAGCUGGGACGAUACUAGAAUUAUACCUCCCCAAAUAAUUACUUUCUUGAACAACAAAGUUAUUUGUGGGCUUUUGCUCCGUAUGUUUUACUAGGUACUUGUGGGUGCAAAAUUACUGGAGAUGAAGCUCCGUGUAAAUAGUGUUUGACAUUCUCUGUGAAUGAAUAAAAUUUGCCUCCCAUUAUUUUUUUUUA